Molecule: messenger RNA, 3012 nt
Organism: Anolis sagrei ordinatus
Lineage: Eukaryota; Metazoa; Chordata; Lepidosauria; Squamata; Anolidae
Gene: ST7L
Product: suppression of tumorigenicity 7 like
Molecular function (GO): protein binding
Source: RefSeq, a predicted model, not a curated record
UCCUCCUCCUCCUCCGCGCGGCCUCAGUCAUGGCGGAAAGCGGCGCCGGGGACGGGGACUUGCCGCCUUCUCCUUCUUCUCCGCCGCCGCCCCCUUCGCCCGUGAGCCGCUUCCCGUGGCAAUGGGAGCGGCUGAGGCUGGCGGCGGGACCCUGGGCCCGGAGCCUGGGCUUGGUGGCGGUCCUCGGCCUGCUCUACUGCCUGAGGGGCCCGCUUCGCUUGAGGGACAACCUGGCGGCAGGGCUGUCUUUUUCCCCCUUACUGCCAGUGACUGUUUUCUUGAGCACACUGACUCCAAAAUUCUACGUUGCACUUACGGGGACUUCAUCUCUGAUAUCUGGUCUGAUAUUUAUAUUUGAAUGGUGGUACUUCAGGAAAUAUGGCACAUCCUUCAUAGAACAGGUAUCUGUGAGCCAUUUGCGACCACUUAUUGGAGGAACAGAGAAUACUAAUUCUCCACAAACAACAUUCUCUGCUACAAAUGGAGAAAAUGAGACGAACAGGCAAAGUCUGUCAGAGUGCAAGGUAUGGAGAAACCCCCUCAACCUCUUUAGAGGAGCAGAGUAUAGCAGGUAUACAUGGGUAACUGGAAAAGAACCACUUACAUAUUAUGACAUGAACUUAUCUGCUCAAGAUCAUCAGACAUUUUUCACAUGUGAAACAGACUCACUUCGGCCUUCAGAUUCAGUUAUGCAGAAGGCAUGGCGGGAGAGAAACCCCCAGGCCCGGAUCAAAGCAGCACAUCAAGCUUUGGAAAUAAAUAAUGACUGUGCAAUGGCAUAUGUUCUACUGGCAGAGGAAGAAGCAGUAACUAUUGUAGAUGCUGAAAAAUAUUUCAAGCAGGCUCUGCGUGCAGGAGAAACAAUUUAUAGGAAGUCUCAGCAUUGUAGCACUCAAAGCCCCCAGCACGAAGCACAACUUAGAAGAGACACCAAUGUGCUGGUUUAUGUAAAAAGGAGACUAGCUAUGUGUGCAAGAAAACUUGGAAGAAUUAAAGAAGCCGUGAAAAUGAUGAGAGAUUUAAUGAAAGAAUUUCCUCUCCUAAGUGUAUUGAAUAUCCAUGAAAACCUUCUGGAAGCACUUCUGGAACUACAGGCUUAUGCUGAUGUCCAGGCAGUUCUAGCAAAGUAUGAUGAUAUCAGCCUUCCAAAGUCAGCAGCAAUAUGUUAUACAGCAGCACUUUUAAAGGCCAGAGCAGUUUCUGAUAGGUUUUCGCCAGAAACAGCCUCUAGAAGAGGGCUUAGCACAGCAGAAAUCAGUGCUGUAGAGGCAAUUCACAGGGCAGUUGAAUUUAAUCCUCAUGUACCAAAGUAUUUGUUAGAAAUGAAAAGCUUGAUCUUACCCCCAGAACACAUUCUGAAACGAGGAGACAGUGAAGCAGUGGCAUAUGCUUUCUUCCAUCUGCAACACUGGAAGCGAAUAGAGGGUGCUCUUAAUUUGUUACAUUGCACAUGGGAAGGAACAUUUAGAAUGAUUCCUUAUCCAUUAGAAAAAGGCCAUCUAUUUUAUCCCUACCCCAGCUGUACAGAGACAGCAGACAGAGAAUUAUUACCAACAUUUCACGAUGUGUCUGUGUAUCCCCAGAAGGAGCUUCCUUUUUUCAUCCACUUUACAGCAGGGCUGUGCUCUUUUACAGCAAUGUUAGCCCUCCUCACACAUCAAUUUCCUGAACUCAUGGUCAUUUUUACUAAAGCUGGGUUUCCUGAGACCUGUACAUUAUUUCAAGGAUGUUGGCCCAUUAUGAAAUGAUUGAGAAAACCUGCUUGAAGGUGUGGUUGUUUCAUUGUUGUCUGUCUAUGUGGUGAUUAGCAGCAUCUUUUACUGUAGCCAUCUAUAAUGAAGGACUUCAUUGAUGUUGAGAUUUUAGUAUUGAGAAGUACAAAAAAGAAUACUACUUUAUAGUGAAGGCACUGUGGUGGUGUAGCUAUUUUUUUAGCAGCUAGAGCUCUAAAGAGAAGUUUAUUAAGUCCUUACAAUACAAAUGUUUCACUGUUUUUGCUUUGCUCCAUUCUUCAGAUUUUUUGCUUUACUCCAUUCUCUCAUAUUUAGUAUUGUUACAGGAGACAUGAUGGUAUAGAAUAUUUUUUAUCAGCUUAGGCAACAAUCCCUAUCAGGAGAGACAAUUAUCCAAGCUCUGUUAGCCUCUUGUGUGAAUCACUGCAGUGCUUUUAUAUAUGAUACUGCAUUUGGAAAUGAUUUGGAUGCUUCAGUUGGUCCAGAAUAGAACAGCAAGAUUGAUAGUAAGGACUGAGCAUUAGAAUCAUACGCAGCUAGUGCCUGUUGCUCUGUAGAGGUUUCAAAGUACAAACAGUCCUCAAAUUACGAGCAAUAUGGGUUCUGUAGGUUUAUUCUUAAUUUGAAUUUGUAAGUCGGAACAGAUACAUUUUUAAGUGUAAUACCAGCCGUGUGUGUGUGUGUACAUGCACAUARGUAUGCAUGCAUGCACGCUUUGUAUAGCAUAGGGAAGGGUUAACACCCUUGUGGUGUUUGUUUUGCUGUCUGUYCCCCUGUUCAGAAGAUUUCACCUCACUUUCUAUCCCUGUGAUAAUUGGAUUUUGAAAAAAAGAAAUGGCUUGUUGUGGAAACAAUGWUUGGUAAUAAAGCUUCAGUGAAGGCACCUUUUCCUUACGAUAAAUCUUCCAGGAGUGAAUUUCCCUUCCUAGGGGUAGAUUUCCCUGACURCCUGUUGUCUUACCCCCAUUUGUAGCUAUGAGUUCUUUGUUAGUCAGAUGUUUGUAACUUGGGGACUGCCUGUACUGGUUUUAAACUAAAGUCUUAAAUGGCAUCAUGAUCAUAAUUUGUUCCCCACCCUCUCCUCACAGCUCAAGGSGGGAUACAACACAUAAAAUACAUAGUACAAAUAUUAAAGACAGUUUAGGCCUGCUGGAAGAGAUAGGUCUUUAAUUGUGUCUUAAAUUUUGACAGCUUAAGACAAGGUUAUUGGAAAGAUGGUGGUACUGGUGGAAGUGGAGAUGAAAUCCUUUCCCAUCUCCCAGCGAUCUUUAUAUAGGUG